GCUUGCUCUCUCUCCUCUACAAAUAGAAGAACGUCAAAUCUACCUUGUCUGCAAAGAGCUUCGUCUUAACCGAAGUCAUAUGAUCUCUUUUAUUUAUAAAUUGCUCUGCGCAAACAAAUCCUCAUCAACUAUAACCAUGACUAAUUUGGGCGGAGUAUCAGAGCAAAAACUUAAUUUAUUUUGUGAUUGAUUUCAAUCAAUAAAAAGAAAAACAAAAUCCUAUAUUUGCAGGGUCAGAUCAAUAUAUAUUGCUCAAUCAUGGCAGACGGCCAUCAAUUUAACAAUAUUUUACUCGGAGGUAGAGGUGGCAUGAAUCCAGGUCAGCUGAGGAUUCAUUCAGGAGGCAUAAUAUGGAGAAAGCAGGGUGGAGGGAAGGUGGUGGAAGUGGGGAAACCCGACAUUGUAAGCUUGAGUUGGACCAGGAUUCCCAAGGGUUACCAAUUGGCUGUCAAAUCGAAAGCUGGAUUGAAUGUCAAGUUUAAUGGCUUUCGUGAACAGGAUGUUAGUAAUUUGACAAGCUACAUGACAAAUACCAUGGGGGUAACUCCAGAAGAGAAACAUCUUUCUAUAAGUGGACGCAAUUGGGGGGAAGUUAACUUGGAAGGAAACAUGCUUACAUUUUUGGUUGGUUCAAGACAAGCUUUUGAGUUGUCCUUGGCAGAUGUAUCACAAACACAACUUCAAGGGAAGAAUGAGGUCGUCUUGGAAUUCCAUGUGGAUGAUACAACAGGAGCCAAUGAGAAAGACACUCUGAUGGAAUUAAGUUUUCAUAUACCAAAUACUAAUACAACAUUUGCUGGGGAUGAUACCACCCCUCCAGCACAGGUUUUCCGAGAGAAAAUCAUGUCAAUGGCAGAUGUAGGACCAUCAGGUGCAGAAGCUGUUGCACUGUUUGAGGAUAUUGCUAUCCUCACUCCUAGAGGUCGUUACACUGUUGAGCUCCAUAUUUCUUUCUUGCGUCUCCAAGGGCAAGCCAAUGAUUUUAAAAUUCAGUUCAGCAGUGUUAUCCGCCUUUUUAUGCUUCCAAAGUCACCGCAUACGCUUGUGGUUAUCACUCUUGAUCCACCAAUUCGCAAGGGUCAGACAUUUUAUCCACAUAUUGUCUUGCAGUUCGCAAUGGAAGAAAUAGCUGAGUGUGCACUUUCAAUGAAUGAAGAGCUGUUAAAUACCAAGUACAAGGACAAGCUUGAGCCUUCAUAUAAGGGGUUAUCUCAUGAAGUGUUCACACAAAUUUUGCGUGGUCUUUCUGGUGCAAAAGUUACUCGACCAGGGAAGUUUCGUAGCAGUCAAGAUGGAUAUGCGGUUAGAGCAUCCCUCAAGGCUGAAGAUGGGAUUUUAUAUCCUCUUGAAAAGAGUUUUUUCUUCUUGCCAAAACCACCAACACUUGUUCUUCACGACGAGAUUGAAUAUCUGGAAUUUGAGAGACAUGGUGCUGCUGGUACUAGCAGUAUGUCUUCUCACUACUUUGAUCUUCAUAUAAGACUUAAGAGUGAACAGGAACACCAGUUUCGUAACAUUCAGCGGAAUGAAUAUCAUAAUCUUUUCAACUUCAUCAAUUCCAAGGGUUUGAAAAUUAUGAAUCUAGGAGAUGGGCAAGGUACUGGUGGAGUUGCAUCUGUUCUUGAGAAUUCUGAUGAUGAAGCUGUGGAUCCACAUCUUGAACGAAUAAAAAAUGCAAUCGAUGCUGGUGGUGGUGAAGAGAGUGAUGAAGAGGAUGAGGACUUUGUAGCAGAGAAGGAUGAUGCAGGAUCUCCAACAGAAGGUUCAGAGGAAGAAGAAUCAGAUGCUAGUGAAAGUGCAGAAAACAAAGAAAGGGUUGCAAAGAAAGAAGUGAAGAAAAAAGAGGCAACUGCUCCUAAAGUAACUGCAACAAAGAGGAAAAAGAAGGAUGAGGAAGAAGAUGGUGGAAAGAAGAGGAAGCAGAAAAAAAAGAAGGAUCCAAAUGCACCAAAGAGAGCUAUGUCUGGCUUUAUGUUCUUUUCCCAAAUUGAAAGAGAGAAUAUCAAAAAGAACAAUCCGGGAAUGCCAUUCACAGAGGUUGCAAAGGCGCUUGGAGAGAGAUGGAAAAAGAUGUCAGUGGAGGAGAAAGAGCCAUUUGAGUCAAAAGCCAGGGCUGAUCAGAAAAGAUACAAGAAUGCAAUGGCAGAUUACAAAAGUGGACCAACUAAUAAUAUAGAUUCUGGAAAUGAAUCUGACAGUGAGUAGUGCAGCUUUCUAACUAGCAGACAAUAUAACUGCAAUCUUAUUGCACAAAGUAUCAGGCAAGCACUUUUAUAAAAUCCUUUUCAGGUACUUGAAAUUGGUUUAGCUUUAGAACAAUCCAAUAUUUCUGCCCACUACCAUUUAUCUAUGUGGAAGUUGCAGAAGAGACACAUUGAGGUAACGGUGGAGUUGUGGAAAGCCCAUCUUUUCGUGUAUUCACAUGAGACGGAAACGUGUGUUGUGCGUGCUCAUACAUAUUUAUAAGUCAUGUAGGUAGACUUCGCUUGCAACUUUUACCUGGUGAUUUUGAGAGGCAUUAAACUUUAAGCUCCUUGGUUACCAUUUGCACUGGGAAAGUAAGGAAUAUGUUACACACCCAUACAAUUUUUUACAGUAAACACUAAACACGUUUAUUGAAUUUAGUCCUACAAUGGAUGUAUCGACAGUUAAUAUCUAUAACUUCUGAAGUAGAAUUUUUUGACAGCAAAUGGGAUUUGAUGACCGCGCAAUCAAAUACAAUAAUCCUAAUAAAGUGAAAUGGCAUUCAGCUUUGGAGCAAAUUACAUCUGGCAUGAGGAUAAGAUACUUAUAUGGAAUGGCCUUGUUUAAUAGCAAAGACUUAAUGAGAAGGGACAUGAAUUGAUUUUUUUUGUACACAGUUGUUACCUCGUAACAUGAUAUGAAUACAUUUUAACGUAGAUUUGCCAUCUGAAUUGGAGCUCA
Messenger RNA from Cryptomeria japonica (Japanese cedar), 2925 nucleotides. Its product is annotated as FACT complex subunit SSRP1. The coding region runs from base 259 to 2205 and encodes 648 amino acids. Gene Ontology annotation, cellular component: FACT complex; nucleus. The transcript has 16 exons. Lineage: Eukaryota; Viridiplantae; Streptophyta; Pinopsida; Cupressales; Cupressaceae. Gene Ontology annotation, molecular function: histone binding; DNA binding; nucleosome binding. The record is from RefSeq and is a predicted model, not a curated record.